AUGCUGGCCGAAGACAAAUUUGACGCUUCGCUAGAGCUUUUGCGCCGUCUUGACCCCAAGGCGGUGUCAGACAACGUUGGCGCUAUAUGCACGCUUCUCCGAAGCGAAAACGAGGAAUUGGCUCUGGAUUUGUUAUCGUCGGUAGAUACACCUUUGACAGUGGCCAAGUGUGGUGAUACAAACAAGUCGUUCUUGUGCUGUGACUACAACAGAGACGGCGACCUGUACCGUUCGCCUUUGUCCAAUAAGUACUAUCCCCCAACUGGAGAUGACGAGUCUCCAUAUCCUUCCGCGUCGUUGAGACAGUUGGAAGUGAAGGCCAACGAGAGCUUUGAUAUCUACAGGGAUUUGUACUACGAGGGAGGAGGGCUUUCAUCAGUCUACAUGUGGGACACGGCCGAAGAUGAGAGCGCAGACAGUUUGGAGGAAGGAUUUGCUGGUGUUGUGUUGUUCAAGAAGGAAACAGACGACCAUUCAGGAAAAUGGGACUCGAUCCAUGUUUUCGAAAUUGUGCCGGAAAGCGCAUCGAUGGCGCUGUACAAGCUCACGUCUUCUGUGAUUUUGGACUUGCAGAACAAGCUGGCAGGUUCCAAAUCGUUGUCUUUGUCUGGCACUUUGACAAGGCAAAUAGAAACGACACAGCAGUUGAGCAUCGAAGGUGGCAACCUUGAGUUGGCUCACUUGGUUAACUUGGGCCAGUUGGUGGAGAAAGCCGAGUACAACAUCCGCAACUUGUUGCAAGAGGUCUAUUUCGACAAGUUGAAGAACAUUAUGUUGAGAGACUUGCGUUCUGUGGGAGACAUUAGUGAGAAAGAGGCUGAUGACUCUAAACACUCUGAGAUGAUUAAGGGCUUACAAGGACUUUAA
Molecule: messenger RNA, 867 nt
Organism: Clavispora lusitaniae ATCC 42720
Lineage: Eukaryota; Fungi; Ascomycota; Pichiomycetes; Serinales; Metschnikowiaceae
Product: F-actin-capping protein subunit beta
Biological process (GO): barbed-end actin filament capping; actin cytoskeleton organization; cell morphogenesis
Cellular component (GO): F-actin capping protein complex; actin cortical patch; cytoplasm
Molecular function (GO): actin filament binding
Source: RefSeq, a predicted model, not a curated record